Messenger RNA from Gadus morhua (Atlantic cod), 1247 nucleotides. RefSeq lists its product as uncharacterized. The record is from RefSeq and is a predicted model, not a curated record. The transcript is spliced from 4 exons. NCBI's taxonomy places the organism in Eukaryota, Metazoa, Chordata, Actinopteri, Gadiformes, Gadidae. The coding region runs from base 131 to 1168 and encodes 345 amino acids.
UGCUGCCCUGAGAGCGGCUGGCCUGGCCCCGACAACCAUCGUGUUAUACGUGGGCCAGGCCAUCUCCUUUUUGGAAUAUUUCCGGGACACCCCAGCUAAAUACUCCCGGGUGACCAACGGCCAGCUGGUCAUGGUCACCCGGGAGUUAAGGAAGCUAUUGAAGGACUUGAACCGGAACGUCCUUGGCCACCAGUCCCUGGUGAAACAGGGCAAACUAUUGAGACUGGUGGCCAAGGAGGACCUGGCCAAGUGCCAGGUGAUGGCCAAAGAAAAGAUCCCCUCUCUCCUCGCGGACAUGAAAGCGGCGCCCCCCAGGGACCCAAAGACCCGGUACCGGUUCUUUGGGUACCUGGUGGCCUACCUUUCCUCAAUCUACGGGCACAGGUCGGGGGUGCUGACCCGGAUGAGGGUCAGGGAGGUGCAGGACGCGAUCGGGGACGAGGACAAGGGCUACCUCAUUAAUGUCAUGGAGCACAAGACGGUGCGUAAAUUUGGGGUGGCCCAGGUGUACCUCGAGGCCGGCGAGUACGCCUGGUGCCGGGAGUGGCUCCGCCUGCGGCUGCGCUCCGUGCCACAAAACAAGUUUUUUUUUACGUCCUUCGGCAAGGGGGAGCCGAAGGACCUGAUUAAAUAUUUUCGACGAGCUUGGGGGGAGAUGGGCCUCCCCGGCUCCCCGAGUCUAAUGGACAUCAGGUCGGCCGUGGCCACAUACAACUUUGAGACCAACGACGCCGAGGUACGCAGGAGCCUAGGGGACUUCAUGUGCCACGACAUCAGGACCCAGGAGCGCUUCUACGCGCUCCAUAAGAACCUUUCAAGGGCGAAGCAGAUGAGGGACCUCUUCGUCCGCCUUGCGCAGCGAGAGCCCUCAUCUGCUUCCUCCUCCUCCGAUCCUGCUGCAGGCUCCUCCUCCUCCUCCGCUCCUGCUGCAGGCUCCUCCUCCUCCGCUCCUCACGCAGGCUGCUCCUCCUCCUCCUCUGCUCCUGCUGCAGGCUGCUCCUCCUCCUCCUCUGCUCCUGCUGCAGGCUCCUCCUCCUCCCCCGCUGCUCCUGGCUCCGUGAGGAGGAGGCUUCGGCCAUCUGCCACGCAGAGGAUGGCCCAGAGGGUGAAGGAGAAAAGGGGGAUUUCUCCAAAAAAGAGUUGCCGCGUGUUCAUCAAGAGACUGUGAACCCUUCCUGACCCCAGUUCACUUGCCUGUUCACUUGUAUAUACUGUAGUAGUUCAUUUGUUCAUCUUGUUUCAUGUUC